Molecule: messenger RNA, 2964 nt
Organism: Cryptosporidium ubiquitum
Lineage: Eukaryota; Apicomplexa; Conoidasida; Eucoccidiorida; Cryptosporidiidae
Product: ABC transporter
Exons: 2
Coding region: 1-2964 (987 amino acids)
Biological process (GO): transmembrane transport
Cellular component (GO): membrane
Molecular function (GO): ATP hydrolysis activity; ATP binding; protein binding
Source: RefSeq, a predicted model, not a curated record
AUGAAAGUUAUUAAUCCAAAUGUUUCCUCUGGAAAUGAAAUCGAUUUCCAAGAAAAUAAAAGAGAAAUGUAUGAAGAUGCCAAAAAAAAGCAGCUUGAUUAUGCUAUAAAACAAGGAAUUAUUGGGUCUGUUAGAAUGGUUUGGGGAUUAUGUUAUGCAUAUUUCACUUCAAAUGGUUCAAAUCAAUUAUUUGGUAAAUUUUCAAAGCAGAAUUAUAAAAGAAAUGCUUUAUCUAAGAUUGAACUGCCUAAAUAUAGAUUAAUAAUUAUUCUUUUAUUAAUUCUUAGUUCCUCACUAGUUUCGUACUACUUCUCAAUACUAAUUGGUAAUUUCUGGAGUGCACUAGAAGCAAAAGAUCAAGAUAAAUUUCAAAAAAUCUUAUUUUACUACCUUCUAAUGCUUAUUAUAAAUGGAGCAAUUAAUUGUGCUAGAACUGACUUGUCAAUUCAAAUUCAAAUUGAUUUAAGAAUUUGGCUUACUAAUUUAAUUAUGAAACAAUAUUAUUCAGAUUUAACCUAUUAUCAGUUUUCAAUAAAUAAGAUUAUAGAUAAUCCUGAUCAAAGAAUUGGAGAAGACGUUUCUUUGUUCUCAUCCCAUUUGUUAUUGUUGAUAUGCCGUUGUAUUGACAAUUUUUUUGACUUUUUUGUCUAUUCAAUCUUGCUUUAUAAUAUUAACUUCAAAUUAUUUAUUUCAGCAAUUAUUUAUUCAUGUUUUGGUACAUUUUUAACUGCAAAAUUAGGCAUAGACAUAAUAUUAUUAAAGGUUCAAGAGAAAAAACUUGAAAGUGACUUCAGAUAUUCAAUUAUGAGAGUUAACGAAAAUGCGGAAAAUGUUGCUAUGUAUAGAGGAGCUCAAUGCGAAAUGGAAAAUCACAAUCAAAUCUUAAAUUUAUUAAUUGAAAACUUAAAUAUGAAGAGAUCUUUGGAAUCUAAAAUGGGGCUUUUUGGAAGUAUUUUUAGAAAUCUCAUACGCAUUUUGCCGAUUGCAGUUAUUUCAGGAGACUAUUUUUCGGGAAAUAUACAACUUGGGAGAAUUAAUCAAUGUAGCCUUGCAUUUAAUAGCAUAGUUGAGGAUAUUUCAAUUUUGGUUAAUACUUUUAGAGAAAUAAGCAAUUUGCUUUCGUCAAUAGACAGGAUAGGACAUUUUAUUGUAUUAAUGGCUGAUAACUUUAUUGAGUCGCAAUCUACAAACAUUGGCGAGAAAUUGAUUAGUAAUUUUGAAUGUAAAUAUAAAACAGGUACAAUGAUUGAUUUUUUAAAGCUUGAAAGCGAAUAUUUGAGACAAGUAAAGGAAAAAUCUUCUGAUUUUAAGCUAAAUUUUCCGAGUGGUGUCGUUUUGAAUUCAUUAAAAAAUCGUGUUAACUUAGAAUUUACGAAUGCACAAGGGAAAUCCAAUGUUAAUCUAAGUGGUAAAAUUAGAUCAGUAAUUUGGCCAGAGCCAAAAAUCAUGUUUGAAAGUAUAUCGAUUUAUACCCCAGGCUAUACUAGAAAACUUCUUUUUGAUGUAAACUUUACAAUUGAACAAAAUGAUAAAGUCCUAAUAACAGGGGAUUCUGGUGUUGGUAAAUCAUCAUUGUUAAAGGUAAUUAGUGGAAUUUGGAAGAAUGGCUCAGGAAAUAUUUACAGGCCACCUUUGUGCGAAUUAUUAUUUAUACCACAAAAGCCGUAUUGUACUCAAACGACUUUAAGGGAACAGUUAUUUUAUCCAAAAAAGCCCUCGAUGAAAAUUAAUGGUCGUAAGUAUAAAAAUAAAAAAGAAUUAGACCUAUAUCUAUUGAAAGUGCUUGAGGAUGUUGGGUUGAAAUAUCUAUCUGAUAGACCUUUAGAAAAUGAAACAGGUUUUUUAGACUCUAUUAAAGAUUGGUCCACAAUACUUUCACUCGGUGAACAGCAAAGGCUUGCAUUCGCAAGAAUAUUAAUUUUUAAUCCAUCUAUAUGUUUUCUUGAUGAAGCUACAAGUGCACUAGAUAUGGAAACUGAGAUGAAACUAUAUUCAAUGCUUAAUGAAACAAAAAUUUCAUAUAUUAGUGUGGGCGAUCGUCUUGUAACAGCAGAUAUUAAACAAAACUUCCACAUUUUUGAUCUUCUUCCGAAUUACUCCAAUUCUGAUCAUGUUUCUAAAUUAAUAUGGGUUGAGACAUCAACUCUUUAUGACAGUAGUAUUUCUGGCACAAUUUCAAGAAUUUCUUGGGCACCAGAGUGUUUUGGUCAAUUGUUUGUAGCUGGAACUACAAAAAAAAAUAUUUCAAUUUGGUCAGAAACAAGAAAAGGUUAUCAAGAUACAUAUCACAUGAUAAGAAAUAACAGCAUUUUUGUUGAACAUGAGUUUGAUUUUAAGAAUGAAGUUUUCCCUAAUAUUACUUAUGGUAGCUCCUGGAAGCUAACUGCUGCUUUUUCCCCCUUUAAAAGCAAGAUUAGUAAUAUUAAGUUUGCAAAUAAGGAACAUGGAUUAAUUUUUGCCGCAUGUGAUUCUAAUGGAAUAGUUGGGAUUUUCAAAUGCAAUGAUAUGGCAAUGAAAGUUGAAUGGGAGUUGGAGACAUUGAAAGUUAGAAAAACUGAUAAUUUUUUAGAUUCGGAAAUUGCGAAUAUGGAGAAGGAUUAUACAUGUUGUUUGGAUUGGAUACCAUAUAAUGUGAACACUGGCAUCGGAAUUACGGUUGCAAUUAGUAAUUACAUAUACAUAUUUAAGAAAAAAUCUAAAUUCUGGAAUUGUAUUGAAACUAUUGCUGUAAACAACGCAGAAAUAAUUAAAGAUAUUUCUUGGUCAAGACUUACAUUGUUUACAGAUUACUACAAGCUUGCAACUUUGCAUGAGGAUAAUACUCUAAUAAUUUGGAAAUCGACAGAAUCUUUCAUUCUAAACGACUUUGGGAAAAAUAAGACGAUUUUGCAACUCAACAAGUUUGAAGGUAUUGGAUCUACAGUAAGUUUUACAUUAUUUACCAAGAAUAAUGAUCAUUUGUAG